This is a messenger RNA of Phycomyces blakesleeanus NRRL 1555(-), 540 nucleotides long. RefSeq lists its product as hypothetical. The coding region runs from base 1 to 540 and encodes 179 amino acids. The transcript is spliced from 5 exons. The record is from RefSeq and is a predicted model, not a curated record. Lineage: Eukaryota; Fungi; Mucoromycota; Mucoromycetes; Mucorales; Phycomycetaceae.
AUGCAUCCCCUUCACAAUGCCAUAUUGCCAAAAUUACUCUCUACUAUUAAACACGGUUAUGAACACGAUGAACCUCCCUCUCAUGAGCACAUCGCGAAUCAAGAACUUUCAUUUCAUACGAGUGUUAUUGACAUGGAUAUAUUACAACAAAACGUAAUUCUGAGUUGCCGUUUUAGUGCAUGUGGUAAAAACCCAUAUACAGAAAAUGCAAACACAUCCUACUAUUCUGCUGUUCUGACCUUUUCCUAUGUUCAAAAGUUGGUCUUACCACCUAUGAGGGUAUCAAAAACAAGAUUUCCCAAGAAACCUGGGGGGACCACUUCUGUCCCUCAAGACACAUCACUUGGUCAACUCACCAUUGACAUCAACGUCCACGAGUCUGGUAUCACCCAUCAUGGCUUACCACCAGACCAAACCACUGAAGACACUCACUGUCCCGUAUCCGUCACCAGAAACGGUUUGAUGUGGUGUUUACUACCAACAAACCUGACAAGCAACAGGUGCUUCCUUAGCGCAGUUGGCAGCGCGUUAGUCUCAUAA